GUCGCUGCACAAGCGUUUUUAGAGAAUUCUAUAUAUGGCAAUAAUUUUAGCUGUCAAAAGUGUCAAAAAUAUUGUCAAACGAGUUUACACAUAACCUAGAUUCUCAAAUUCUCAUGUUAGUUCAUUCGUUACGGAAGUUUAUAGUUUAUAUCGUAUUAUAAUGGCUAAACCGAUUAGAAGCAGUGUGAGGAGCAUGUUAUUUAAGAUAAUCUGUAACUAUAAUCAAGUUCGACACGACGAAAAUGAGAGAUUACUAGAAAAGAAGCGAAUAUUGGACGAAAUCAUUCAGGCGACCGCGGGCGUAGAUGACGAAAAUGUUAGAGAAACUAUUCAAAAGCUAGCAAGCGAACUGAAGAAUGUUAUUGAUAAUAACGCAUCAGAAUCAAGUUAUUUAGAGAAAGUGUCUACUAUGACAGGUGCAAGCAUUCGUACACUACGCACAAUUAAAAAAGAGGGUUCUAUUAACCAAGGCCAAUGGAAUACGCCAGGGAAAAAACGACCCCGGCCACCAACUGUGUCAAAUUUAGACAAUUUUGAUGUGUCAGCCAUCCGUAAUAAAAUUAAUGAGUUUUAUUGCGUCAAAAAGCAGGUACCUACUCUAAGAGCCUUACAUGCGGAUUUGAAAGAAUCUAUAGGAUUCUCAGGAUGUUGUGAAACACUGAGGAAAAUACUACACGAGAACGGAUUUGAGUUUAAAAAAAAUAAAGAAGAGCGCUCCAUCCUCAUGGAAAAGUUUGAAAUAUCUGGGUGGAGGCAAAGGUUUCUUAGAGCUAUACAUAAAAAACGGGAAGAAGGAAAAAAUAUUGUGUAUCUUGAUGAGACAUAUGUCCAUCAAAAUUACAGACCGAAGAAGUCAUGGCAAGGGCCUUCAACUUCCGGUUUAGUUGAAAAAAUUUCCUCGGAGAUCCAAUAG
Messenger RNA from Cydia amplana, 913 nucleotides. RefSeq lists its product as uncharacterized. The coding region runs from base 161 to 913 and encodes 250 amino acids. Lineage: Eukaryota; Metazoa; Arthropoda; Insecta; Lepidoptera; Tortricidae. The record is from RefSeq and is a predicted model, not a curated record. The transcript is spliced from 4 exons.